Molecule: messenger RNA, 3114 nt
Organism: Myotis daubentonii (Daubenton's bat)
Lineage: Eukaryota; Metazoa; Chordata; Mammalia; Chiroptera; Vespertilionidae
Gene: PARP9
Product: poly(ADP-ribose) polymerase family member 9
Exons: 13
Coding region: 238-2703 (821 amino acids)
Biological process (GO): protein poly-ADP-ribosylation; positive regulation of type II interferon-mediated signaling pathway; negative regulation of gene expression
Cellular component (GO): nucleus; cytoplasm
Molecular function (GO): NAD+ poly-ADP-ribosyltransferase activity; transcription corepressor activity; ubiquitin-like protein ligase binding
Source: RefSeq, a predicted model, not a curated record
GGGGUUGUGCGUCCCGCCCCCGCCCGCCGCCCCGCGGCAAAGUUUCAGUUUCUCUUUCCGCGAAGUCCCUCCCCGUUCCCGCUCCCGCACAGCCGCUCCCCUCCUCACCUCGCAGCCUUGCCUUCCCUUCGCGGCCCAGCGCAAAGUGGACCACCAUAUUUGGGAACAGCAGUCUAUGCUUGGAAAAGCAAAACAUUUGAAGGGUACAAACAUUUGAAGACCCCAGGGUCCUAGAGGAUGGAGCUUUCUAAGGGUGCUGGAGCAGCAGCUUACAAUGAGAAAUCAGAGACUGACAUCCUUGGAGAAAACUAUAGUUGGCAAAUACCCAUUAGUCACAAUGACUUCAAAAUUUUAAAAAAUAAUGAGAGUCAGCUGUGUGAAGUCCUCCGGAAUAAAUUUGGCUGUGUGUCUACCCUGGUCUCUCCAGCCGGGGAGAGUAACAGUGAGUCUCGGCAAGUCUUCAGAAAAAGACUGACUCCAGGACUAGAGCUAUCUGUCUGGAAGGGUGAUCUCACCAGACAUGCUGUUGAUGUUGUGGUGAAUGCAGCCAAUGAAGAACUUAGACAUGGAGGAGGCCUGGCGCAGGCCCUGGUGAAAGCUGGCGGCCAAGAAAUCCAAGAGGAGAGUGAUUGGUAUAUUUCCACACAUGGUAAAAUACAAAUUGGUGGGAUAGCUGUCACAGGACCAGGGAAACUUCCCUGCAAAUGCCUUAUCCAUGCUGUUGGGCCUCGGUGGGUGGCAAGGGAUGCAGGGAGAUGUCAAGCUGAUCUGGGAAGAGCCAUAGAAAAUAUUCUGGAUUUUGUCACCGCUGGCAAUCUAUACCCUGAGACAGUAGCAAUUCCAGCCCUGAGCUCUGGGAUUUUCCAGUUCCCUCUGGGUUUGUGUACACGGAUCAUUGUGGGAACUAUCAGCCUUUAUUUCCAAGGGAAGCGACCGGCCAGUAAUUUAAAAGAAAUUCAUCUGGUAAGCAAUGAGGACCCCACUGUUGCUGCCUUUAAAACUGCUUCGGAAGACAUUCUAGGGAGUAACGAGCUGGGGUCCUCAGUGAGUCAGGGAGCCAUUCUUCCUUCCAAUACGAUGGUUGUGAACAGCAUGACUCUCCAGAUUGUCCAAGGCCACAUUGAACUGCAGCAGACGGAUGUAAUUGUUAAUUCUUUAAGUCCACCUUUUAAUUUUGAAGCUGGUCCUGUGUCGCAGUCAAUUCUACAACAAGCAGGACAUGAAAUAGAAGUGGAAUUUCUCAAAAAAAGGCAGCAGAAAUCUCAGGAUUCCCAGUUGGUACUGGUCACAAAAGGAUUUAAAUUGUCCUGUCAGUAUGUAUUCCAUGUGUUGUGGCUUUCAAUAUCUUCUGACCGAGAUCUGAUAUUGAAACGUGCAGUGAACGAGUGUUUGCAAAAAUGCCUUAAACUAAAUCUAACUUCCAUUUCCUUUCCUGCUCUUGGGGCUGGAGGCAUUGGUAUUGAGGACAAUAAAGUAGCACAGAUUAUGUGUGAGGAAGUUUUAAAGUUUGCCAAACAUCGUCCUGGAAAACAACUAACUAUAACGUUUGUGAUCUUUCCUAAAAACCUGCACAUAUACAAGGCUUUCAGCACUGCAAUGGAGAAGAUUAAGUCCAGGCUCCCCAACAAUUACAGUGUCCCCCAGGAGGUCAGAGGAAACAGAGAAAAUGAACUAAAAGCUAAAUCUCCUGCCAUCCAUCUGAUGGGCUCUAACAAGGAGAAAAUGAGUGAGGCCGAAGAAUGGAUCCAAAGGAUACUAACCCACCAGGAUAAGCACAUCAUUGAGAAUAAUCAUAUCCUCUCCCUUGGAAAAAAGGAACAUGACAUUUUGUCUCAGCUUCAGAAAACCUCAAGGGUCUCUAUCACAGAGACUAUCAGUCCAGGAAAGGCAACUUUAGAGAUUGAAGGAGCCCAGGCUGACCUCAUUGAGGUGGUUAUGAACAUUGAACGAAUGCUGUGUCAAGUUCAAGAGGAAAUAGCAAAAAAAAAGGAGCGAGCCCUUUGGAGCCUGGCAGGUGAAUGGACAGAACAACAACCAAUACACCAAGAUGAAAUGAAAGAAAAUAAGUUUCUGAAAUGUCUAACGCUUUCAACUCCAAAAAUUCAGAAUCAGAAGAAAGAAUUUGAAAACUGUGGCUUGCAGGUUAUAAAGGUAGAGAAGAUAGAAAACAUGGUUCUCAUGGCUGUCUUCCAAAGAAAGAAGAAAAUGAUGGAAGAGAAAAUGCGUGGGAAACCUGUGAGCCACCGGUUGUUUCAGCAAGUCCCACAGCAAUUCUGCGAAGUGGUAGGCAGAGUCGGCUUUCAAAGGAUGUACUCAGUGCCCUGCGACCCACAGUAUGGAGCUGGCAUAUACUUCAUCAAGAACCUCAGAAACCUAGCAUACCCGGUCAAGAAAACAUCUACUACAGAUAAGCUGAUCUACGUGUUUGAGGCUGAAGUACUCACAGGCUCCUUCUGUCAGGGUCAUCAGGAAAAUAUUAUUCCCCCACUAAUGAGUCCUGGAGCCACAGAUAGACAUGACAGUGUGGUUGACAGUACCUACAGCCCAGAAAUCUUUGUUAUUUUUAGUAGUGUGCAGGCCAUGCCCCGAUAUUUGUGGACUUGCAUCCAAGAUCCUGCAUGGUCACAGGAUUACUCACCAAAACCAAUGAUGUAUCCACAGUUGACUGGGAGGGAACUCUCAAGAGGUAGCCCUGUUGAUUAAUCUCCAUAGAAUUUUAACAACUGGCAUGGCCUUGCUUUGUAGAAACUAACCAAUAAUGACCAUUGAUGGCUCAAAGCGUGGUUUGAAUGUGUUAAGUGGGUUGUUUGUAUGGACUAAUUGGGUUAUUGAAGGGGCCAGUUACAUACUACUAGCAUCUUAGUCUUUCUCUCCUGGGGCUGGGAUAGAUGUAUACCAUCAUCUAUUAUUUCUCUCCUUCAAGUUGUUCUUUCACCUCCUUUACUAUAAUAGCAAAAAUGUUUUGCAUGCAAUGAAAAGACUUUUCUAAUAUAUAAUCCAUUUUAUUUUCUAAAGUGGUGAUAGUGUAACAAAGCAGGAUGAUUUUAUAUUUUCCAGAUAAUCUUAUGCAGUGCUUUUGAUAACAAAAUAAAUCACCUUUGCUUUGAAAAAUCA